GAUAGCAGUGUUCACAUUUCAUUGAACUAAUCUCCAGCGGCUUUUAUUGCAAUAGUUUAUAUUUUCGCAAUUAUUUUAUUAAAAUAUUUGCAAAUUCAAUUUAAAGUUUGUAGAGCUAAGUGAGUACUAUAGAAGAAUUUAAGAGUACGAUUAGUUUUCUAUUAUUUACAAUAUUGGUUUCUCAAAACAAUUGAACGAGCUUUAACUUGUUAAAAGUUGCUUCACAGAAAAAAAAUAGCUGAAGUGUACCAAUUAGCCUCUUGUUAUGGAGGAUACACUUAAUUUAGAAGUUGAGGAACCAAUGGUAGAUGAAAAACAGGCCGGUGAAAGAACUGCAAACGCCACAAAAGGAAUGCGGGAUCGCAAGGAGGGUCGAAAUUUUAUAUGUGGUGUAAUUGAGGGUUUCUAUGGACGACCGUGGACAACUGAGCAACGGAAGGAUCUAUUUAGAAAGAUGAAGAAAUGGGGCAUGGAUUCAUAUGUGUAUGCGCCAAAGGACGACUACAAGCAUCGCGCUUAUUGGCGUGAAUUAUACACGGUUGAAGAAGCUGAUCAUCUGACAAGCUUAAUAACCGCUGCUAGGGAGCACGAUGUAAUGUUUUACUAUGCACUUUCACCUGGCUUGGAUAUGUCGUACAGCAGCCCUAAAGAGAUUCAAACCCUUAAGAGAAAACUGGACCAAGUUUCACAAUUUGGUUGUGAAGCUUUUGCAUUACUUUUUGACGAUAUCGACUCGGAACUGUCUAAAGUUGAUAAAGAAGCGUUUCAAACAUUUGCCAAUGCUCAAGUAUCUGUUACAAAUGAAAUAUUCACCCAUUUAGGCAAUCCGCGAUUCCUAUUUUGCCCCACCCAGUAUUGUAGUACACGUGCGAUACCAACCGUACACGAUUCCGAAUAUUUAAAUACAUUAGGUUCCAAACUAAAUCAUGAUAUUGAUAUUAUGUGGACGGGAAACAAAGUAAUCUCAAAAAUUAUUAGUCUCGAAUCAAUACAAGAAAUAACCGAAAUACUGCGACGCCCACCCGUUAUUUGGGAUAAUUUGCAUGCGAACGAUUACGAUCAAAAACGCGUGUUCUUAGGUCCUUAUUCCGGACGUUCGCCAGAAUUAAUACCACAUUUACGUGGAGUCAUGACUAAUCCAAACUGCGAGUUCCAUGCAAACACCAUUGCCAUACACACCUUAGCUAGUUGGUCGCAAUGCAGUCUUGAUUCUAAAGUAAACAGUUCUAUCUCUGCUGAUAUUAAACUCGAAACGGAAAACGAGGACGGAACAAAUGAAGAAGAAUUGCCGGUGGAUUGUUUAUCUAAGAACAUGUAUCAUCCGCGAAUUGCAUUAAAAAACGCUAUUGACGAAUGGUUGCCCGAGUUUUUUGUGGCAAAAGAAGCCUGGGGUCCCAUUACGAAACCGCAACCACAAGUAACAAUGGUUAUGCCGAUUAUACCAAUUAUACCUUCUAUCAACACCUGUAUGAGUUUGACGACAACAACAACGACAUCGACUAGUACGAAAACUGUUACUGUUCCCGAAGUGAACACCACACAACUUCAAGCUUUGGCUGACGUUUGCAGUACCGUUAACUCCUCCGUUAUUAAUCCGAUAUCGAAUCCUGUAAUGAAUUCCUUGGUUUCGCCAACAAAAGUUGUAACAAAUGACGACAUUGUAAAUCCCAUACCGACAUGUGUGGCGUCCAACAUCGAGCUGCCGAAAAAAAUUCCAAUAUCUAUUGUUGCUGUACCAAUAAUGCACUCCAAAGCUGUAGAGGAUAUAUUGCCGAGAAGUUUGGACACGGAAGUAGAAAUACUCAAAUCGCCAGUUUCUCCACUAAAACUAACAACGGCAAUUACAAAACCAAUACCGGUCGCAAUUGAGAAUAGCUCUGCGCUAACUAAGGCAAAUUUAAUUGAGGCAAAUAGUGCCAUCACAACAGUAAGUGCGGAGAAUGUAAACAAGGAAGACGAAAUGAGUAUUGAGAAAGCACUUUCGCUAACUGCUGAAUCGCCAAUUGUGGACAUGAAUCACGAGAAGAAGAUGUCGGAUGUUUUGGAAGGUGUUGACGAAACUAUCGAAAAAGCGCCGGAAUUAUCAAUAGACACGAGCGCUACAACGCGGGAUAUUGUAAAUAGUACGGGUGCGCUACCAAUGGUGGAUGAGCAUACUUUGAGUCCGCUUAGUGCAAUCAGCGCAAGUGGCAAUGAACCGAUGGAAUGCAGCAGCAGUCUAGCGUCGCAGGCUUCAGGAAAGGAAGAUCGCAAGAUGAUUUCCGAGGAUGUUGUAAUGGCCGAAGGUGUGGAAGAUGAUGAUAUUUGCAAUGGCUCGAUGAACGAACUGAAUAAUAGCAUGCAGGUGGAGAGCUCGGAGGGUUCGCCACUCUCCAAUGCCGACAUGAAGGAUUACGACGACAAAAAUCUGCCCGAGCCCGGUAGUAGCAGCAGCAUUACUGUGGAGGAUCUUUACUUGCUAUGUGAUUUAUUUUAUCUGCCAUUUGAGCAUGGAAAUCGUGGUUUUAAGCUGUUGAAUGAAUUCAACUGGUUGAAAGCGAACUCCAGCGUUUUGCUUGGUAAUGACAAAGCUGUCAGAAAGUGUUCCAAUGCAGAUGGUGCAGUAUCACCCAAGCCAGAGGUGGCCGAGUGGAUGCAACGCGCCGAGUCAUUCUCCAAUCAUUGCAAUUCUGUGCACGAGUUGCUGCGGAAAAUCGCUAAUUGUGCUAACAAGGAGAUCUGUCAUGACUUGUUUUCUUAUGUGUGGGACAUUGCUGGCACUUUGACACUGCUAAAUGCCUUCGUGAAAUGGCUAAGUCUGGGUCAUUUUCCGCCUAAUGUGCAAACCUACACGCAGGGUACAUACACAUGGUUUAGCAAGGGCUGGAAGGAGGCUUUCAUGUCGGGCGAUCAAGAGCCUUGGGUAUUCCGUGGUGGGCUGAUCGCUGAUUUGCAACGUCUCAUGCCUGUGGAUUCCGGCAAUGAUUUGUUUUUGUAUAAACUACCUGAACUGCCGACAAGUGAUUAUCAUUUAAUACGCCCCUACACACCAAUUGACGAAGCAGAGCUGGGACAAGUUUGUACACAGGCCUUUUUGCAGCUAAGCGUAAAUUGUGCGGACGACAGGCCAGCAGACAUUUGUUUCGAAUCAUUGUUUCCAGAUCAUUUGAGUGAACUUAUUGCGGACAAUAUUGUUGGACAUUUUGUCACGCUGUAUCCUCAGUUGUGUAUUGUCGCUCAUGACGCUUCCAAUGCUAUUGUUGGUUAUGCAGCUGCCGCCUUAAACAUACACACAUUCAUGCGUAAUGUGGAGAUAUGUUGGAUACCAACAAUGAGGGAAAAGUACGCAGAGUCUCUAUUAGAAAAAGACAAGUUUUUCGAUGUGGCAAAUGGUUCAACAGAAAGUGUGCAGCGUCAUUCAACAGCGGAGUCCUCAAAGCUUAAAGCUAUCUUUGGCGAAAUGAUACGUGACUUUCAUAAUUACGAAUACCAGUGUCCGACUGAAGUGAGUAACGCAUAUCCGGCUUUAUUAACCGCCGCCGUCUUAAAAGAUGCAUUAUUACGUGAUUAUGGACUUUUGAAGCGUUUAAUAACGGUGACUUUAGCCACUCUACGUUCGAAUGGCUGCUUUGGUGUACAUGUACGCUUGUCCCUUAAGGAUUCUGAGGUCUUUCAGCAACACUACGCGAAAAUCGGUUUUGCGGAAGUGUAUCGUGAUCCUGAUAAUAAAUUUAUUUAUCUUGGGCGACGUUUUUAGCAACUGCCAGCUCAGCCACAGACAACUUUUCUGCUAAAAUUGCGUCGAAGAUAUAUCGUAUAUCAAAACGGUGUAGAAGCGAAAUCAAAACGUAUGAUAACAAAACAAAAAUGUUGAAAUCUUAUUUAUGUAUGUAAUUACGUAUCAUUUUACAAAAAAAAAAAAGAAAACACGGCACAUUGCGAACACUGCAAUUUAAACAGCUAACAUGCCAGCGUCCUUAAAAUUUAUAGUCCGCGAAAUUCAUACUCAUCUCACGGUAAUUAAGCAUCGGUAUUGCUCUCUGACUGAUAUAUCAAACCAUUUUAAACUUAAAAUAUGUAUAGUAAAUGUGUCUGCACUUUUUAUGUAUGUAUGUAUGUAAGUACUUUGAACUAUUUGCUAUGUCCAGUUCAUUUGCGUUUUUAAAGCUUGAUUAAGAACUAGCGCAACACCAUAAACAGCAAAUAAAAAUUCCAAGAAAAAUUAA
Messenger RNA from Zeugodacus cucurbitae (melon fly), 4205 nucleotides. It is a transcript of the gene Oga, whose product is annotated as protein O-GlcNAcase. Gene Ontology annotation, molecular function: beta-N-acetylglucosaminidase activity. The record is from RefSeq and is a predicted model, not a curated record. The coding region runs from base 266 to 3736 and encodes 1156 amino acids. NCBI's taxonomy places the organism in Eukaryota, Metazoa, Arthropoda, Insecta, Diptera, Tephritidae. The transcript has 13 exons. Gene Ontology annotation, biological process: glycoprotein metabolic process.